CUGAGAGAAGUGAAAAAACAAUUUCUUCUCACAGGGAACUUGAGAGGAAAAUUAAAAUGCUUUCAAAAUUUCAUUGUACCACCAAAGAGGAAACAAACGUCUAGGUAUAUUGUGAAUCUAUCCUGAAUGCUGAUGUAGAUGUUAUAGUGAAUGCUGCUAGUGAGGAUUUAGGUCAUCGCGCAGGCGUGGCAGCAGUUAUAGCAAAAGCUGCAGGUCAAACACUAACAGAGGAAUCGAAAGCAUAUAUCGCAAAAUAUGGAAAGUUGAAGGUCACUCAAGUAGCCAUGACAUCAGCCGGCAAGCUGGACUUUAAGUUCGUUUUGCAUGUUAUUGGACCAAGAUGGAAGAAGUACCCGAACAAAAUGGACUGCCUUUCUGAUUUAAAGCAGACAAUCUUAAAUGCCCUUGAAAUGGCUCAAAGAAAGAGAGCAACGUCUAUUGCCUUUUCAGCCAUUAGUGCAGGUGAAUUCGAAGCCCCAAAAGAACUGACUGCAGAGAUAUACGCUGUUUCUGUUCACGAAUUUAGUAAAGAUAAUGGAUUGAAAAGCUCGAUACGGGAUAUACAUUUUGUUGAUAUAGACCCUGUCAUGGUACAAAACAUAAGAGAAGCUUUUGAAGACUUCGAAAAAAGUAAAACUUUAAUUAACAUGGCCACAAUAAAGCAAAAGUAUCCGCAUAUUCAGUGGAUUACUCCAUCAAGCUCAGAGAAAACUCUGGAACUUAAAAAAAUCAGUAUGGAUGUUCCGAAAGAAACGGCAAAAUACAAACAAGUUGAUCUUCCCGAGGUAAAUAGGCCAUUCAUCUCAACAGAAAGAGGAAUACCUAGUGCAAAGCUGGUAAGACUUCCAGACACAACACUAGGCCACAUUUGUGUGAAAGGUUUUCAGUUUAGUAAUGGAUUAAUUGUCAAGAUUUACACCGGAAGUAUAGUGAAGUUCCAUGGAGAUGGUAUCGUUAUAAGAGUUGACAAUCUUUUGUCACGUGCUGGAUUCUUGAAAGAGGCAGUCAGAAAGGCCGGAGGUCAAGAAUAUGAAAAAGAUUUUGAAAUAAUGAUAAGAGGAAAACGCACGGCCAAAUUAGGUGAUAUCUUCCACUGCAAGGGAGGUGCACUUGGAGCUAAAUAUGUGACGCAUUUGGUUCUUAAUCAGUUAUAUACUACAGAGGAUCGCAUAUUGGAGGAGUACAAGUUUCAUCUUGGGAAACUGAUUGAUGAAAUAAAUAUUCGGCUCUGGAAAAAAGUCGCAAUUCCGCUAAUUGGAGGAGGUUUUAUCGAAAAGGAUAAGUCUGGUCUCCAAAAAUGUUGCCAGGCCUGGUUCUACGUUUUUUCAAAAUUUGCUUUUGAAAGACAAGAUACCUGUCAUAUUGAAGAGAUACAUCUUGUCAACCAUAACACGAAAGUUACAUCUUCCCUGAUUGAUGCUUUUGAAAAUAAUAGCUGUUCUGAUGUUUUCAAAUCUGCGCAUGCGUCGCUCUUCAGGAGCAAAUCGGGAAAUUUUAACAAAAGAAGUAGCAUGGCGGAGUCUGAGAGGACAUAUAACCAUUUAUCUGAAGAUUUCAGCUUGCAAAGAGCAAGGACUUGGGAUCAGCUGUGGCAAUCAGGGGAACCACCCUUGACACUCAAAGAACACAGACGUAAUAGUGUUAAAGGAAACCAACCUGAAAACGGAACAAUGAAAUGUAAAACUAAGCUUUUCUCUUUGCCAGGAUACGAGAACCAUGGGAGUAUAAUAAUAAGGUACCACUUUCCAGAUGGAAUCCAAGGGUUGAGUAUAUAACCAAUAAU
Saccostrea cuccullata (small rock oyster) is the source of this 1783-nucleotide messenger RNA. Its product is annotated as protein mono-ADP-ribosyltransferase PARP14-like. Gene Ontology annotation, molecular function: NAD+-protein mono-ADP-ribosyltransferase activity; NAD+ poly-ADP-ribosyltransferase activity; transcription corepressor activity. The record is from RefSeq and is a predicted model, not a curated record. Gene Ontology annotation, biological process: protein poly-ADP-ribosylation; negative regulation of gene expression. Gene Ontology annotation, cellular component: cytoplasm; nucleus. The transcript is spliced from 3 exons. Bases 285 to 1775 code for a protein of 496 amino acids. Lineage: Eukaryota; Metazoa; Mollusca; Bivalvia; Ostreida; Ostreidae.